CGUCCUCUCAGCUUCCUUACAGCACCCCACCUGAGCCUCCCUAGGCCCUGCCUAGCCUCGAAUUGGCCCUCAAUCCCUCUGGCUGCAGAAGUCUCCUUACCCCCAAUGAGAGGAGGAUCUGGGUUUCCUGAGAGCUGAGGGUUGAAGGCAUCGUGUCAACGCAUAAACUUGUCACCUCUGCACUCGAAGACACUUGUACUCUCCAUGCGAAGCCAAAAUGGGGAAUGGAUCCGAGGAAGAUUAUAACUUUGUCUUCAAGGUGGUGCUGAUCGGCGAGUCAGGCGUGGGGAAGACCAAUCUGCUAUCUCGGUUCACACGCAAUGAGUUCAGCCAUGACAGCCGCACCACCAUUGGGGUUGAGUUCUCCACCCGCACUGUGAUGCUGGGCACUGCUGCUGUCAAGGCUCAGAUCUGGGACACGGCUGGCCUGGAGCGGUACCGAGCCAUCACCUCAGCGUACUACCGUGGUGCAGUGGGGGCCCUCCUGGUGUUUGACCUAACCAAGCACCAGACCUAUGCCGUGGUGGAGCGCUGGCUGAAGGAGCUCUAUGACCAUGCUGAGGCCACUAUCGUCGUCAUGCUUGUAGGUAACAAGAGUGACCUCAGCCAGGCCCGGGAGGUGCCCACUGAAGAGGCCCGCAUGUUUGCUGAAAACAAUGGGCUACUAUUCCUGGAGACUUCAGCCCUGGACUCCACCAACGUUGAGCUAGCCUUUGAGACUGUCCUCAAAGAGAUCUUUGCGAAGGUGUCCAAGCAGAGGCAGAACAGCACCCGGACCAAUGCCAUCACCCUGGGCAGUGGCCAGGCUGGGCAGGAGCCUGGCACUGGGGAGAAGAGGGCCUGUUGUAUCAGCCUCUAACCUUGGCCAGUGCCUUCCCCACCCCCACUGGAUUUCUGGUGCCCCCCCCCAUCUCCACCCCAACUCCAGGACCUUUUCCCACCCUUUGGUUCCAGAUGUCAAGAGUGUUCGGUUCCCUGUUCACAGCUCUGAUCCUUAAGGUCUUCAUGCCCCACCACACAUAUCUGUAUUACCUGUGCACCCACUCACAGACUUUAUUUGAGGCCCCUCAAAUAAAGCUGUGUUUUGUAUCAAU
This is a messenger RNA of Galeopterus variegatus (Sunda flying lemur), 1094 nucleotides long. It is a transcript of the gene RAB25, whose product is annotated as RAB25, member RAS oncogene family. Gene Ontology annotation, molecular function: GTP binding; GTPase activity. Gene Ontology annotation, cellular component: recycling endosome. The transcript is spliced from 5 exons. Lineage: Eukaryota; Metazoa; Chordata; Mammalia; Dermoptera; Cynocephalidae. Bases 218 to 859 code for a protein of 213 amino acids. Gene Ontology annotation, biological process: exocytosis. The record is from RefSeq and is a predicted model, not a curated record.